Psylliodes chrysocephalus is the source of this 507-nucleotide messenger RNA. The record is from the annotation of a GenBank genome assembly. Lineage: Eukaryota; Metazoa; Arthropoda; Insecta; Coleoptera; Chrysomelidae.
AUGUGUUUAAGAUUACUGCUUGGUUAUAACGAUUCACCAAUAAGUCCACCGAAAGAGGUUGCCAAAAUUCUACAAUGCCAGCAACCGUACGCUUUGAUGGGACCGGUUUUUGGUAGCCCAAAAUGUGCUUUUCCUGGAGGCGAUAUUCUCGAGCACAUCAUUCAUUUUCAACAAUUUAAACAAGAAUUUGAAGUGAUUGUUGAAGAUUUUAGGUACAAAGGAUGGCUGAAUAAUUUCAAUAUACAAAAUUGUUUCUCAAAUACAGCUCAUGUCGAGUCAGUUACUAGUUCUUUGUCUAGAAUUAGAGAGGAUCUGAUUGAAUUAAAGGCUGAUUUAAAUUUGUCUUUACAGAAAGUUUAUGACAAGUAUACAACUGAAGAAUGGUUGGAAAGUUAUUUUAACCCUCUAGAAAGUCAGGUAGAAGCCUUAUGGAGUGCUAAAAAUAAAUUAUUAAGUCAGAAAGUUUGGAGAAAAAGACCUUUCAAACAAAAUAGGUGUGACUUAUGA